GCAAUUCCCACGGCCGCCGCAUCCAGUUAGUUGCGUUGUGUAUUAGGGAACUCCACGCGGGAGGUCACAUCUGCUCGUCUCAUUUAUAUAUCUCUAGUUUUAUUUACCAGUACUAUACUAUAUCUAUCUAUCCUUACGAACCCCGUUGCCCGUCAUCAUCUCCUUGUCAACUUCGUUGCUUCUUCCAUAAAAGUAAAGUGGCCUGCGAUUUUUCUAGCGCCGAUCCGCCCUGCCACGUCUUGCCAUCACGCGCAUCAGCGGCUGGCUGGUUCUACAUGCCAGCAGCCCAGCACACCUUCCUUGCGCUACUAUUAUUAUCUUAAUAUCCGCGGCUGCGCUUUGGAAGCAAUUCAAGUGUAUCACCGUUGUUACUUCCAUAACGUGCUAACAGUCAAAUUUGUCAAGCUACUGUUGAUGCUCCAGAUAUAGUAGAAAACCAUGGGAGAAGUUAGUGAUGAUAAUUCCAACAUGUCCUUUCUAAAAAGAAUCGCUACAAGUGACGUGCCACUGUUGAAAGAGUAUGGUGUGAAUGGAGUUGUUGUCGCCCUGCUUCUGGCUGUAGUUACUCCUGUCCUGCUUUCCAUGAUGUUUGGCAAGAAGACAAAGCAAAGGGCGGUGCGAGCUGAUGUGGGUGGAGAGGAGGGAUUUGCAAUGCGGAACAACAGGUUUUCCUCCUUAGUUGAAGUCCCAUGGGAGGGCGCCACGACAAUGUCAGCUCUGUUCGAGAUGGCCAGCAAAAAGUACUCUCGACAGAGGUGUCUUGGCACGAGGAAGCUAAUUAAGAGGGAAUUUAUGGAAUCUUCUGAUGGUAGGAAGUUUGAGAAACUGCACCUUGGUGAAUAUGAAUGGGAUACCUACACUGAGGCAUUUAAUCGUGCAUGUAAUUUUUCUUCUGGACUUAUCAAGAUGGGCCACGACCUAGAUAGUCAUGCUGCUAUCUUCUCUGAUACAAGAGCUGAGUGGAUCAUUGCUGCUCAGGGAUGCUUCCGACAAAAUUUAACGGUUGUAACAAUAUAUGCAUCUCUUGGUGAGGAUGCAUUGGUGCAUUCACUAAAUGAGACACAGGUUUCAACUCUGAUAUGUGAUUCGAAGCAACUUAAGAAGAUACCUGCAAUCAGCUAUAAAUUGCAGAGUCUUAGGCGUAUUAUCUAUAUUGAGGAUGAACCUGUCGAGGCUGAGACACUGAACCAAGUGAAGCAUUUGACAACAUUGUCUUUCACUGAAGUAGAGGAGCUUGGCAAGACAUCUCAUGUUGAUGCAAGGUUACCUUCAGGCUCUGAUACUGCAGUUAUCAUGUAUACAAGCGGAAGUACUGGUCUUCCCAAGGGUGUAAUGAUCACACAUGGCAACAUGGUGGCCACAACUGCAGCAGUCAUGACAAUAGUCCCAAACCUUGGCAUGAAUGAUGUUUAUCUGGCUUAUCUUCCAUUGGCUCAUGUCUUUGAACUAGCAGGGGAGACUGUCAUGUUAGCUUCUGGCAGUGCCAUUGGAUAUGGUUCAGCAUUAACUAUGACUGAUACAUCGAACAAGAUUAAGAAGGGAACAAAAGGAGAUGUUUCUGUACUGAAUCCUACUCUUAUGAUUUCAGUUCCUGCAAUUUUGGAUCGUAUCAGAGAUGCAGUAUUUAAGAAAGUUGGUGAGAAGGGUGGCCUGACAAAAAAGCUGUUUGAUUUUUCAUAUAAGCGAAAUAUUGCAGCAAUUGAAGGGAGUUGGUUUGGAUCUUGGGCACCAGAGAGGAUGUUAUGGGAUCACAUUAUUUAUAAACCAAUACGGGCAAUGCUUGGAGGACGUCUAAGAUUUGUUCUUUGUGGUGGUGCACCUCUGUCAAGUGACACACAAAGAUUUAUGAAUAUAUGUCUAGGUGUCCCAGUGGGUCAAGGCUAUGGAUUGACUGAAACUUGUGCUGGAGCAGCUUUCACUGAAUGGGAUGAUACAAGUGUGGGUCGUGUUGGUCCACCACUUCCUUGUUGCUAUGUGAAGCUUGUCUCAUGGGAAGAAGGUGGUUACAAGAUUUCUGAUUCUCCAAUGCCGAGAGGAGAGGUCGCGGUUGGUGGACACAGUAUAACAAAAGGUUAUUUCAACAAUGAAGCAAAGACGAACGAAGUAUACAAGGUUGAUGAGAGGGGCAUACGCUGGUUCUACACUGGUGAUAUUGGUCAGUUCCAUCCUGAUGGGUGCCUUGAGAUUAUUGACAGGAAAAAAGAUAUAGUAAAGCUUCAGCAUGGAGAAUAUGUGUCUCUUGGCAAGGUUGAAUCGGCUCUAGCAACAAGCAACUAUGUGGAGAACAUCAUGGUUUAUGCCGAUCCAUUUCAUAACUACUGUGUUGCCCUGGUUGUUCCAGCGCACCAGGCCUUGGAGAAGUGGGCUCAGAAUUCCGGGAUGAACUAUGAAGGCUUUGGAGAGCUUUGCCAAAACGACCGAGCAAUUAAGGAGGUUCAGCAAUCGCUAUCAAAGGCCGCAAAAGCAGCGAGGCUCGAGAAAUUCGAGGUGCCAGCGAAGAUCGUGCUGUUGCCUGAACCGUGGACGCCGGAGUCCGGGCUGGUGACCGCAGCGCUUAAACUGAAGAGGGAGCAAAUAAAGGCCAAAUUCAAAGGCGAUCUGGACAAGCUCUACCACUGAAGAAGCGACAGAGGACGGUUUAAUUUGCACCUACUGCUUCCAGACGCUUGCGGUGCCAAAAGCUGCCUGGAUGGAACUUUUACUGACCUGCACGAGUGGUGUGUGUGUGUGUAUCCCAGCUGCUGAUACACAGGAGCUUCGUUCUUCUGUGACUGUGACUGAGGGAAAAUAAACCCAGUGUUGGAAUGAUCUUGAUUUGUAAUAGCUUCACGUCAUGGGAUUUUAAUUUUGUCAUAGCACAGAGGAUGCUCAAUUUCACGUCCGUUACGGGUCAGUUAUGACACUAAGCAUAUUGUAAAUGAUGUUUUUUUAUAUAGACACAAUAAAUAGGCCCUGGGCACAUCACCUAAUGGUACUCUA
This is a messenger RNA of Zea mays, 2979 nucleotides long. RefSeq lists its product as uncharacterized. Gene Ontology annotation, cellular component: endoplasmic reticulum; membrane. The coding region runs from base 439 to 2619 and encodes 726 amino acids. The transcript is spliced from 13 exons. The record is from RefSeq and is a predicted model, not a curated record. Gene Ontology annotation, molecular function: long-chain fatty acid-CoA ligase activity. NCBI's taxonomy places the organism in Eukaryota, Viridiplantae, Streptophyta, Magnoliopsida, Poales, Poaceae.